Molecule: messenger RNA, 839 nt
Organism: Kickxella alabastrina
Lineage: Eukaryota; Fungi; Kickxellomycota; Kickxellomycetes; Kickxellales; Kickxellaceae
Product: mitochondrial ATP synthase g subunit-domain-containing protein
Exons: 3
Coding region: 214-708 (164 amino acids)
Biological process (GO): proton motive force-driven ATP synthesis
Molecular function (GO): proton transmembrane transporter activity
Source: RefSeq, a predicted model, not a curated record
UAAUGCUACGGGCUGGCAAGAAAAAACAUACUGUUAAAAGCGGCAUACAUCCCAAAAAUAACGCUGCCUGGAAUGCCCGUCGUAUCUUGGCAUUUCAUAUUUUUAUCUCUUCUUUUUUUUGUUCCGUUGUCCGUUUUUCUCAUUUAAUUUUUCACUUUUUUGUUCUUGUACAAAUUGGAAGCAUUCAGAGCAUAUAUCCCAUUACAUAUAAAAAUGUCCAUGCGUGUUCUCUCCAAGACUGCCCCCGUCACCCGGGCCUACAUUCGCUAUGCCAGCACUGAAUCCACUACCCAGAAGGCCGGGCAGGUCGUUCCAAUGCCACAGGCGCCGUCAAGUGGUCUGACCAAGUCGCUUUGCAACCUGUACAAGAUCGUCACCGGUCCUCUGCCCGCCAUUGUUAAGGGUCCUUUGAACAAGGCAGUCGGCAUCUUCGAGCCCAUCCUGUACUACUCUGAGGUCGUCUACCACUUGGGCAAGCAGGUCGUUGUCCGCCAGAACUUUACGCUCCCGGCCAAGGCUGACUUUGCCGCCGCCGAGACCCAACUGUUCAAGGUCCUCGAGUUUGUCAAGGUCAAGAACAUCAAGUCAAUCAAGGAUAUCCCCGUCGAGCAGUGGAAGAACGGCGCCAUCAAGACCUUCGAGCUUUCGGCGCUGUUUGUUAUUGGCGAGAUUGUUGGCCGCCAGAACCUGAUCGGCUACAAGGAUUAGAAUGUUUCCAUGUGCAAAAGCUUCAAUUAUAUUACUGAGACCAUAUUAAAUCUUUCCAGGUGCAAGCACGCGGAAUUUACUGUAUGUUUUUUUUGGUAGCCAAAAUAAGAAAAAGGUCAAGAUGCAUGAAA